Agrilus planipennis (emerald ash borer) is the source of this 1893-nucleotide messenger RNA. RefSeq names its product interferon-related developmental regulator 1 (gene Ifrd1). NCBI's taxonomy places the organism in Eukaryota, Metazoa, Arthropoda, Insecta, Coleoptera, Buprestidae. The coding region runs from base 223 to 1512 and encodes 429 amino acids. The record is from RefSeq and is a predicted model, not a curated record. The transcript has 7 exons.
CAUGAUAUAAAAAGAUUAUUUCGCGGUCGUAGCGGAGUUGACCGUCUCGUGUCUUAACCAAAAACAUGUUAUUGGGUUUUACCAUCAAUUUUACUCAAAUUAAAUGUCAAGUGUCGUGUUUACGUGGUCAUAAAAGUAUAACGAACAAUUUUCCUUCUUGAUCUAAUCCAAAAGUAGUUGUUUUUCUAGUUAAAUUAAGAAAAAGUGAGAUUUUUUGUGACCAUGCCAAAAGGAAAACGAAAAGGAAAGUCUGAUCGAAAGUAUGAGGGAUCAGUGCAAACAUCUGAUGAUGAUUCAGUAAUUGACAAUGUGAGCUUGAUAAGUGGUUAUUCAGAUCAUCAUAGUAUUGAUGAUGGAGGUGAAGAGGCAGAUGAAACAAGCCAGCAGGAGGCAUUCGAGGUAAAAAUCACAGAAGCAAUUGAUGGGCUGACCCAGAAAUCAUCACAGGGCCGUACUAACUGCUUCACUGCAGUGGGAAAAGCAUUUAUUUCAAAAUAUCAUCCUGACUUUGUUCAUGAUAGGCGGUUAACUAUAAGUGAUUGCAUAGAAAGGGGUCUACGUAAAGGAAGAGGUGCUGAGCAAGCAGCUGCAGCCCAAUUGGCUCCACUUCUUUGUGUACAAUUGGGGCUCAGAGAAGCCAGCGAAGAAAUUACAAGAAAUUUAAAGCCAGUUCUUUCUACUAUAGCUAAUGAUAAAACAGUGGCAGCUCCAGCUAGAAGCAAAUGUUGCACCGCACUUGGUCUAUUAACAUUUUUGUCUGGGGAUGACAUGGGAGAUGUUUUGCAAUUGAUGCAAGGAUUUCAACACAUCUUUUCAGGCAGUUAUUUAAAGGGAGAUGGCACAAUACCAAAUGUAACUCCUGAAGUUGCCUCUCUUCAUGCUGCAGCCCUUAGUUCUUGGACCCUUCUCCUUACAUUGAUGGCAGCAUGUGAUGUUUACACAAUGAUUGGAAAUACUACAACAUUUCAACCAUCAUUAACUCAACUUUCGGACCUUUUGCUUUCUCCUCAUUUGGAAGUACGUUUGACGGCAGGCGAAGCUCUGGCAACAGUUUUUGAAUUGGGUAGAGAUUGUCAUGACGAUUUCGCCGAAGACUUCGUUGCUGAUUUGGUCGAAACUUUGCGUAAACUGGCCACCGAUUCGCACAAAUACAGGGCCAAAAAAGAUCGUAAGCAACAAAGAGCAACGUUCAGAGACAUAUUGCAUUAUAUUGAAAAUGACGAUAUUUCUGACGUUCAAGUAAAAUUUGGAACAGAAGUGCUAGUUUUGGACACUUGGACACGUAGGAAACAAUACGAUGCUCUUUGUUAUGUUUUGGGACCUGGCUUAAACAUCCAUUUGGCUGAAAACGAACUAUUAAGGGAAAUAUUUGAAUUAGGAGAUCGAAUUAUUGUUGGGGAAGUACCUUUGAAGAAAUCCAACAAAUUAGAAAGGCAUUUGAUGAACGCUGCAGCUUUUAAGGCCAGAACAAUUUCGCGGGCGAAGAAUAGGGACAAACGAUCAGAUUUUUAACAGAGCAUUAAAAACAGGUAUUUUUUAAAUAAUAAUAAUAAUGGGAUUGUUCUAGAAUUUUUUGAUAAUUCAAUUAAACCAUGGAUCAUCUAGUAGAAUUUAUUAGUCAAUUCUUAAUUUUUUAGUGAAUGUAGUAUUCAUUUUUAUUGUUUUCUAUUUAUUGUUGUUGCUUUUUCGUUAAAGAAAAUUCGUUUACAAAUUAUGAUGUUUGUAAACCAUGCUCUUAUUUAAAAAAAGCUUUAAACGAUUUUAUUUUAACUGUAUACAUACACAUUUGUAACUUACUAAUAAUAAUUAUUAAUGGUACUUAAUAAUACCUGAAUGUUGUAAAGAUUAUCCUUCACCAUAACAAUUUUAAAAUAAAAAUGACAAAGCAAGCAA